This is a messenger RNA of Pongo pygmaeus (Bornean orangutan), 2196 nucleotides long. RefSeq names its product ILK associated serine/threonine phosphatase (gene ILKAP). Gene Ontology annotation, molecular function: cation binding; protein serine/threonine phosphatase activity. Lineage: Eukaryota; Metazoa; Chordata; Mammalia; Primates; Hominidae. The record is from RefSeq and is a predicted model, not a curated record. Bases 884 to 2062 code for a protein of 392 amino acids. Gene Ontology annotation, biological process: protein dephosphorylation. The transcript has 12 exons.
ACAGUGGUCUGGUUUUUUCUCUUGAUCUGUAUCAUGGCCUGAUGUUGGUGUUUUAUGAAAUUGUUCACAUUCAAAGAGAACACCCAGGCCUAGCUGUUUGUGCCAGACCAACCCCAAGUCCUGGCUGCAGAACCAGGCCAGCUCCCCGAUGUCAGUGGCCGCCUUUCUCUUUACAGGCAUGGAGGGGGACACCAUCAAGGAGGAGCCCCUCUUCUCCGCUCCCCACAGAGACCAGUGGGUGCAGACAGGUCAGGGAAUGCCUCCUUUCCCUCCGGCAUCUUUUGAGGUUUCCGUCCUGACGCCCAGGGCCGCUCCAUCCAAGCCUCGGUUUCUCAGUCUCUAAAACAGGCCAGAAACCAGGCACGCCGUGGUGAAAGGACGAGCCGAAGAGAUGGCAAGAGCUCCAGAAAGCCUUCCCAGGCAUCAAGGGCUGCCCUUCAGCUCAGACGUUUCUCUCUGGACAGGGCUUCUUGGACAGGAACUCAACGAAACUUGACAGAAAUCGGACACCCCCUGCCAAGGAAAAGCAGGAGAGGUCCGGGGUUCGCCAAGGCGGGAAACACCGCGGGGCCCAAGCGGCGCCGCCCGCCCAGCUCGCAGUCGGGGCGCGGGAACGGCCCAUGCGCAUGCGCACCGCACCGCCCCCUCCCUCCGCCCCGCAGCUCCAGCCGCCCCGCCCUGCCCGCGCGCAGCCUUCUGGGGCGGCCGGGCCACGCCGCGCGCCGAUUGGUGGCGUCCGGGGCUCUCACUGCAGGUGACUGACGGCGCCGGCCGCCCCUGCCCGUCGCUCGCCCGCUGCUGCCGCCCGCCCGGGGUGUGGAGCCCGGCCGCUGCUCGCGGGCUGAGCGUCUGCCGCUGCUGCCGCCGCCGCCCAGCCUCCGCCAUGGACCUUUUCGGGGACCUGCCGGAGCCCGAGCGCUCGCCGCGCCCGGCUGCCGGGAAAGAAGCUCAGAAAGGACCCCUGCUCUUUGAUGACCUCCCUCCGGCCAGCAGUACUGACUCAGGAUCAGGGGGACCUUUGCUUUUUGAUGAUCUCCCACCCGCUAGCAGUGGCGAUUCGGGUUCUCUUGCCACGUCAAUAUCCCAGAUGGUAAAGAAUGAAGGGAAAGGAGCAAAGAGAAAAACCUCCGAGGAAGAGAAGAAUGGCAGUGAAGAGCUUGUGGAAAAGAAAGUUUGUAAAGCCUCUUCGGUGAUCUUUGGUCUGAAGGGCUAUGUGGCUGAGCGGAAGGGUGAGAGGGAGGAGAUGCAGGAUGCCCACGUCAUCCUCAACGACAUCACCGAGGAGUGUAGGCCCCCAUCGUCCCUCAUUACUCGGGUUUCAUAUUUUGCUGUUUUUGAUGGACAUGGAGGAAUUCGAGCCUCAAAAUUUGCCGCACAGAAUUUGCAUCAGAACUUAAUCAGAAAAUUUCCUAAAGGAGAUGUAAUCAGUGUAGAGAAAACCGUGAAGAGAUGCCUUUUGGACACUUUCAAGCAUACUGAUGAAGAGUUCCUUAAACAAGCUUCCAGCCAGAAGCCUGCUUGGAAAGAUGGGUCCACUGCCACGUGUGUUCUGGCUGUAGACAACAUUCUUUAUAUUGCCAACCUCGGAGAUAGUCGGGCGAUCUUGUGUCGUUACAAUGAGGAGAGUCAAAAACAUGCAGCCUUAAGCCUCAGCAAAGAGCAUAAUCCAACUCAGUAUGAAGAGCGGAUGAGGAUACAGAAGGCUGGAGGAAAUGUCAGGGAUGGGCGUGUUUUGGGCGUGCUAGAGGUGUCCCGCUCCAUUGGGGAUGGGCAGUACAAGCGCUGCGGUGUCACCUCUGUGCCCGACAUCAGACGCUGCCAGCUGACCCCCAAUGACAGGUUCAUUUUGUUGGCCUGUGAUGGGCUCUUCAAGGUCUUUACCCCAGAAGAAGCCGUGAACUUCAUCUUGUCCUGUCUCGAGGAUGAGAAGAUCCAGACCCGGGAAGGGAAGUCUGCAGUCGACGCCCGCUACGAAGCAGCCUGCAACAGGCUGGCCAACAAGGCGGUGCAGCGGGGCUCGGCCGACAACGUCACCGUGAUGGUGGUGCGGAUAGGGCACUGAGGGGUGGCGCGCGGCCAGGAGCACGCAUGGUAUCGACUUAAAAGGUUCAAUUUGUGUGUGUGCACAUUGUGUGUUUUGUGUACUCCUGUGGGACUCCCAUGGUUGUAAAUAAAGGUUUCUCUUUUUUUUUCCUA